Prunus armeniaca (apricot) is the source of this 822-nucleotide messenger RNA. NCBI's taxonomy places the organism in Eukaryota, Viridiplantae, Streptophyta, Magnoliopsida, Rosales, Rosaceae. The record is from the annotation of a GenBank genome assembly.
AUGGUCAAUGGGAGAAAAAAGAGAAACGAAUCCUUCAUCAAUCUUCCUCCACUAGACAAAGGUAAUCUUUGCGAUGAAGGAACACUUGCCGAAUUUGUCGUCAAGGCUACAAUAUCAGCCGAUCCAAUAUUGGAUGCCAACAAUUGUAUUGUUGUUGUCAUUUAUGAGGGAUUAUGUAAAUUAGCUUUCAUUAGACUCAAUAAAGACACAACAUGGACUUACCUUGAUCCAAGGUUGGAAUACAUUGGUCAAAGCUUGGAUAGGAUUGAAGAUGUUGUUCAUGUUAAAGAGAAGAUUUAUGCUGUUAAAGGAGGGGGUCAACUUUUUUCUUUUGAUAUUAUUACUCAAUCCAAGCAACUGGUUGCAGAGGGCAUGCGACAUGAUUUGGAGAAGGUAUAUCUUGUGGUUUUAAAUGAUAAAGAAUUAUGGAGGUUUUUUGCUUUUGGAGAUGUGGCUCGUGUGACGAAAAAAGUUAGAAUAUACGAAUUGGAUUUUGAUAAGCAUGAGUGGGUUGAGAAAGAAACCUUGGGUGAUAUCGCUCUUUUUUUGGGCGAUAACUUUUUAAUUUCUGUCUUGGCUUUGAAUUUUUUAGGAUGUCGGUCGAAUUGCAUUUACUUUAACCAUGAUCAUGAUCGUUAUUAUGGUUAUUUCACAAGCUGUUUGCAUCAUGAUUUUGGCGUGUAUGAUGUUAAAAGUCAGAGCUUUUCACAGCCUUACGCCCCAAAUAUUACGGCUAUUAUGAAGAUUUAUGCCCCAAAUAUUAUGGCUCUUAUGAAGACGACCAAGAAACCUCCAUAUUGGGUUGUGCCAACCUUUGAAUAG